Messenger RNA from Dovyalis caffra, 273 nucleotides. The record is from the annotation of a GenBank genome assembly. NCBI's taxonomy places the organism in Eukaryota, Viridiplantae, Streptophyta, Magnoliopsida, Malpighiales, Salicaceae.
AUGCUUCCUCACGUCCCUGUUUUACGCCAAGCGGAUGUUCGGCCUCGCCCGCUUCGGGUGCUUCUUUGUGUUGGCCUACUCAUGGCUAGGUACUUACUAGAUUAUGGUCUUGGUAGGAUAGGAGGGGUCCGGUUGGUAGGAGGUAUGGUUCGGCCCGGUCCUACAUUUUUGCUCCCCAUUGGCUCUAUGCCAAGCCGGCGCUGCUUGCUCCCGCUAGCUCGUUAUUUCUCUUUCUUUUGUCAUGCGGUCUCAUCCCUUGUCCAGCUUCGUUGA